AUGCUGCUCUGGUUCUGUGCAGCAACUGCCAGCGCCCGUUCCACGCAGCCCACGCAGGGCAUUUCUGACCUUGUUAAACGUCGACUUCCAAAUCACCUUCAGAGCUUCCAGUUUACACUGGAUGUCAUCCAUGAUACAGACGAUAAAUAUGACUCUUAUGUUGUCAGCAGUGGCUCAAAUGGCACAGUCUUGGUCAAGGGCAAUUCCCUGAGCGCAUUGUCUUCGGGUUUGCACCAUUAUCUCACCGAUGUUGCUCACGUUGACAUCUACUGGUUCAUUGGCAGCCGACUGGACGUCGUCCCGUCCAAGCUGCCUCAUCUUGCCAAGCCUAUUCACGGCUCUAGCACAGUUCCGUGGAGGUAUCAUUUUAAUACAGUCACCUUCUCUUAUACCACAGCUUUCUGGGCCUGGGAAGACUGGGAGUUACAGUUGGACUGGAUGGCUCUUCGUGGGGUGAAUCUUCCGCUUGCUUGGGUUGGCCAAGAGAAGAUCCUCGUAGAAGUGUUCCGUGAGAUCGGUCUCAGCGAUGCAGAGAUUGCUACUUUUUUCAGUGGUCCAGCGUUCCAAGCCUGGAAUCGCUUUGGCAACAUUCAAGGUUCUUGGCACGGGGAUCUUCCCCAGACAUGGAUCGAUGAGCAGUUCGACUUACAGAAAAGGAUCAUUCACCGCAUGGUGGAACUUGGAAUGACGCCUGUUCUACCAUGCUUUACUGGCUUUGUUCCUGCGAAUAUCAGUCGUGUUCUACCAGAUGCUAACGUGGCUCGUGGUUCGCGUUGGGGAGGUUUUCCGAUUCAAUAUACGAACGACACGUUCCUCGAGCCCUUUGACGAUCAUUUUGCAGAACUACAAAGCAGCUUCAUUAGCAAGCAGCAGGCAGCCUACGGGAAUGUCAGUCACAUCUACACUCUUGAUCAGUACAACGAGAACGAUCCCUACUCCGGUGACGUGGACUAUCUGCGUAAUGUUACUAGCAACACUUGGCGAAGUUUGAAACAGGCCGACCCGGAUGCCAUAUGGAUGAUGCAAGGUUGGCUCUUCUAUGCCAACUCCGACUUUUGGACCAACGAACGAGUGGAGGCAUAUUUGUCUGGUGUGGAGUCCAACGAGGAUAUGCUGAUCCUGGAUUUGUUUUCGGAAUCGAUUCCCCAGUGGCGGCGAACAAAUUCAUACUAUGGCAAGCCUUGGAUCUGGUGCCAGUUGCACAACUUUGGAGGCAGCAUGGGCCUAUAUGGGCAAAUCCAAAACAUCACACAGAAUGCUUCGGAAGCACGAAUAGAGUCCCCGUCCAUGGUCGGCUAUGGCCUCAGCCCUGAAGGUCAAGAGGGUAACGAGAUUGUAUAUGACCUACUUCUUGAUCAGGCGUGGUCUUCGACUCCGUUGGAUACCAAAGUGUACUUUCACAAAUGGGUGACAAGCCGAUAUGCUGGCCAGAAUUCCAUUCCCCAGGACCUCUACACCGCUUGGGACUUGAUGCGACAGACAGUGUACAAUAACACCAACCUCACUACACUCUCUGUCGCCAAGUCCAUUAUUGACAUUCAACCUGAUCUUUGGAACUUGGCCAAUGUCGCCGGCACACAUGGCACAACGGUCAACUACCACCCAUCGGUCCUUGUCCAUGCAUGGCAACUCAUGUAUCAGGCAACAAAGGCAGAACCGGCGUUGUGGUCCAAUCCGGCGUAUCAGCAUGACAUGGUUGAUGUGACACGCCAAGUCCUGGACAAUGCUUUCAUCCCAAUGUACUCAGAUCUGAUAGAUCUGUACAACAGCUCUCAGUCCACGCAGCCGAAAUUCGCACAACAAGGAAAGAAAAUAGUUCAACUUUUGACAGACCUCGACUCGGUCCUUCUCACCAAUAAAAGCUUCCGCCUUUCGACCUGGAUAGAUGCGGCGCGGACCUGGGCACGAGGCAACACAUCCCAGGCAUCAAUGCUUGAAUACAAUGCUCGCAAUCAAAUUACUCUUUGGGGGCCAAAUGGGGAGAUCACCGACUAUGCCUCCAAACAAUGGGGGGCCUGGUCUCUUCAUAUUAUGUGCCACGUUGGCGCAUGUUUGUCGAAUACCUGGAAUCAACCCCAACCACGUCUUAUAAUAAAACUGAAUUGA
Penicillium canescens is the source of this 2106-nucleotide messenger RNA. RefSeq names its product alpha-N-acetylglucosaminidase. The record is from RefSeq and is a predicted model, not a curated record. Lineage: Eukaryota; Fungi; Ascomycota; Eurotiomycetes; Eurotiales; Aspergillaceae. Bases 1 to 2106 code for a protein of 701 amino acids. The transcript is spliced from 3 exons.